AUGUCCGAGCAAGGUCCAGACGCACGAAAACGGGAGGGCAACGGCAGUCCUGGCCAGCCUCCCCGGCACGAGAUGCAGUCUGCUCAUGCAGAGCCUGCAGAAGCAAAUCCUGAAGUCAAAAGUCCAUUUGCAGCCUUCCUCAGCAAACACCACCAUCAAUUUUCACCAUCAGCCAGUGGCACUUCAACACCAAGUGACGGAGACCACCACCAUCACCGGCUUCGACCAUUCAUCCGCGCAGUCAUGGCGUUCCAGAAUGGCCGCAAGUUCUCAACGGGCACUUCGGUGCACCGCAAGCGUCAGAUGAGUACUCUCAUCGAGAAGGAGGGCCACUUCGGUCCAGCUCUUACUACUCUUUUCCUUGGUAUAUCUGCUGUCUUCUCUGAUGACCACACUGCGGUUGUCGCCAUUGCCAUCCAUGACACAGUGUACCUCACCGACUUCUCUGUCCGAAGCAUUGUCCUCGACGAUGCCAUGAGGAUGGACACUGACCUCAUUGCCGACUAUGUCAUUGCCGAGGUCGAGCGAUAUGAGCAUGAGAACUUCUCCAAGUUCAUUGGAGCUGGCCUCCCCACGACUCUCAAGUACAUGAGUCCCAAGCUCUGCUCUCGCCUUUGGCUCGAGCUUGACAUUGUUCCCAUUGUCAUGCGCCCGGACGAUGAGCACAAGGAUAGGAACUUCUGGGACGCUAAGAACGUUGAUGAGCAGGCCGACUCGAUGGCGCGCAAGUGCAUCAUGAACUUUGGCCCCUCUCUCGUUCCUCUCCUGCAGGUUGGAUGGCGUGGUAUCGUCCAGACCGAUGCCGGCUUCCGCGCCCACCUCAACACGGUCCAGAACCACCGCGAUACCUGCGGCCAGAGCACCUGGGAUGCCACUCUGAAGUUCACGCAGACUCUGCGCGAGAACAAGACCAAGAUUGCCUUCUUCAGCAGCACCCCUCAGGGCGGUGGUGUCGCUCUGAUGCGACACGCCCUCGUCCGCUUCUCGCGGCUCAUGGGUGUUGACCUGACUUGGUAUGUCCCCAAGCCUCGCCCAGGAGUCUUCCGCGUCACCAAGAACAUCCACAACAUCUUGCAGGGUGUCAGCCACCCUGACCAGCGCAUCUCCGCCGAGGAGAAGGAGUCCAUCAUCGACUGGAUCACCGAGAAUGCCCAGCGUUACUGGCUGUCCGAGGGUGGUCCCCUGCGACCUGCCUCUGAGGGUGGUGCGGAUGUCAUUGUGAUCGACGAUCCGCAGAUGCCGGGUCUCAUCCCGCUCAUCAAGAAGAUCACCCCUGAUCGCCCUAUUCUCUACCGCUCCCACAUCCAGAUCCGCAGCGACCUCGUUGCCGUUCCGGGCUCCCCCCAGGAGGAUAUCUGGAACUUCCUCUGGAGCAACAUCCAGCAGGCCGACAUGUUUAUCAGCCACCCCAUUCCCAUCUUUGUCCCUCACACUGUUCCUCGUGAGAAGGUCUGCUACUUCCCUGCGACCACUGACUGGCUCGACGGCCUCAACAAGCACCUCAACCAGUGGGACAGCGGCUACUACGGCCAUCUCUACAAUACUGCUUGCCACUCUCAGCGCAUGACUGAGCUGCACUACCCUGCGCGCAAGUACAUCGUCCAGGUCGCACGCUUUGACCCGGCCAAGGGUAUCCCCACGGUCAUCGACUCGUAUGCUGAGUUCCGCCGUCUUUGCGACCGCCAGGGCAUCUCCGAUGUUCCCCAGCUCGUCGUCUGUGGCAACGGCUCCGUUGACGAUCCUGAUGCCUCGAUGAUCUUCGAUCAGACCAUGCACCAGCUCGAGACUCACUACGCUCACCUGAUGCAAGACAUUAGUGUCAUGCGCCUUGAGCCCAAUGACCAGCUCCUCAACACCAUGAUUGCCAACGCUCAUGUCGUCCUCCAACUCUCGACCCGUGAGGGUUUCGAGGUCAAGGUCUCGGAGGCACUCCACGCCGGCCGCCCUGUCAUUGCCACCCUGGCUGGUGGCAUUCCCCUUCAGGUCAAGGACAAGGUCAAUGGCUACCUUGUCAAGCCUGGUGACUGGCAGCAAGUUGCCAAGCACCUUUUGGACCUCUUCACUGACGAUGAGCUCCAUGCCAAGAUGAGCCAUGCUGCCGCCACCGGCGUCUCGGACGAGGUUGGUACAGUCGGCAACGCCCUCGGCUGGUACUACCUGGCUGCCAAAUGGCAUGAGGUCGGUGUCAAGAAGAACGGUAAGGGUGGCCUCGACGGCAAUGAGCAGUGGGUCAACGACAUGGCCCGCGAGGAGGCCGGCUUUCCCUACAAGGAGGGCGAGAACCGCCUUCCGCGCCACUUCACCCAGAAGAAGGAACUUCCCAUCGUCCCUCCUCCUCAGAUUCCCGAGAACGCCUAG
Molecule: messenger RNA, 2358 nt
Organism: Thyridium curvatum
Lineage: Eukaryota; Fungi; Ascomycota; Sordariomycetes; Thyridiales; Thyridiaceae
Exons: 6
Coding region: 1-2358 (785 amino acids)
Molecular function (GO): glycosyltransferase activity
Source: RefSeq, a predicted model, not a curated record